CUCAGCGGAAGUGGGAGGGGGAAGAAUUGGAAUCCAAGACCCAGCGCGCCCCUGCAAGAUGCGGCCGCAGCCCUUUCGCGCCUGCGGAGGGGGGCCGAGCGCGGGGGGAGGAGCGAGCCGGGCAGCCGCUGGCGGGUCCCACCUGCAGUGGAUGGGCGGGGCGGGGCGCGCCUCUUCGCGGGGGCUUCUUUCCUCCGCUCCUGCUCUUCGCGGCGCCACGCUCUGCCAUGGAGGCCCCCGCAGCCGGCGACGGGCUGGGCAGCACCCCCGAGCCCACCGUUGUGCAGCCGGCCCGAGACGCUCCGCCGGGGGAAGAGCCGCACCUCGCGGAGAGCGCGCAGUUCAGCGAAGAGCUGGAAGACCGAGGUUUGCUAGAAAGCAGUACCAGGUUAAAACCUCAUGAAGCUCAGAGCUACAGAAAGAAGGCACUAUGGGUUUCAUGGGCCUCCAUUAUCGUUACGCUAGCACUUGCAAUUGCAGCCUUCACUGUCUCCGUAAUGAGGUACAGUGCUUCAUCAUUUGGAUUUGCUUUUGAUGCCACUUUGGAUGUUUUGUCAUCUGUGAUAGUUCUGUGGCGCUACAGUAAUGCUGCUGCCGUACAUUCAGCGCACAGAGAAUACUUAGCUUGUGCCAUCUUGGGUGUGAUAUUUCUUCUGUCUUCUCUAUGUAUAGUGAUCAAAGCCAUCCAUGACCUUACAACUAAGUUGCUUCCAGAAGUGGAUGACUUUCUGUAUAGUGUUUCCAUUUUAAGUGGUAUCCUUUGCACUACCUUGGCAGUGAUCAAAUUUAUGUUGGGGAGUGUGCUUACCAGCAGAGCUUUGUUAACUGAUGGUUUCAACUCCUUAGUAGGAGGAAUAAUGGGAUUCUCCAUCCUUCUAAGUGCAGAGGUUUUUAAACACAAUGCCUCUGUCUGGUACCUGGAUGGAAGUAUAGGAGUUUUAAUUGGACUUACAAUAUUUGCCUAUGGAGCCAAGCUACUUAUUGACAUGGUCCCUCGUGUACGGCAAACACGUCAUUAUGAAAUGUUUGAAUAAAGACAGUGCUAUGUGGACUGGACAAGGAUUGCAGAAACAUCUAACAUCUUGGCAAGUGGUGCCAAUGAUGUUUCACAGAAUAUGCACUGUCUCCCAUAGUAUCUUUUCUUUUAACGUUACUGUUCAAAGGGAAUUCUGUACAAAUAAGGCAAUAUAUGUGCCGCUUAGAUUUCAGUAAAAGCAGCAGCAGCAUUUUCCUUUUGAGUGUGCUAUUAAAAUCCUGCAGCUGGCAAUGAAAAUGAACAAAGUUUGCAGUUCUAAUCCAGCUGCCAUGGCUUGUCUUCUGGAGUGAUGAGGGGCACUGUAGACAAGGGCCAACAUCAAAAAAGGGAUAGCCGCUUCAUUGUAUUCUCUUUCAGCAAGCUUUUAAGACUAUGACAUUUUUUGUGGUGUGAGCUUCUAUAAGCAAGAAUCUAAAGUUCCAUCAGACAGGAGAUGGCUGCCACCAGUGUGGAAGUUGAUGUCUUGCAUAGAGAACUUAGUGGUAUAUCAUACUUAGAUUAUGGAUGCCAACAGAUGCCACUUGAUGCAUGGAAUUAUUUUUUUCUAUAUAAAAUGGAACUCCAGUCUCAAAACCAACACCACCAGAACUCAUCAAGCUGCUGAAUCCUCACAGGUUGUUAAAAGAACUUAGUUCUAAUUUAAUAUGAUUUUCUAAAUGUCUCUGGGUUUAGGUCCAUAGGUUUAGGAUUUCAAACAAUGCAUCUGUCAUGUUAUACUACACAGACAAAAAUAAGCACACUGUAUUAAAAUGCAAGCAAAAGCCAAAAAAGUAAGAGGAGUAAAGUAUGAAUCUGUGGUUUUGUUUGUAUUAUACACUAAUAUAGAUGUAUAGCUAAAUACAUGUUGUCUGGUCAAGUAAAACAGUGAUGGUUUCAUUCAGCUAACACCUCAGAGCCGUUAGAGCUAGUAGUAUUCUGUAAAUAUCCAUAUUCUUAUCCCAUCAUCCUAUGUAAUUUAAUAUCUUGAUCACACUAUCCAAGUACCAUCAAUGUUCAACCAAUAAAACGACGACCUGUUUUGUACUUGUA
Molecule: messenger RNA, 2065 nt
Organism: Heteronotia binoei (common prickly gecko)
Lineage: Eukaryota; Metazoa; Chordata; Lepidosauria; Squamata; Gekkonidae
Gene: TMEM163
Product: transmembrane protein 163
Exons: 8
Coding region: 228-1034 (268 amino acids)
Cellular component (GO): synaptic vesicle membrane
Molecular function (GO): zinc ion binding
Source: RefSeq, a predicted model, not a curated record